CGAUCAAUUAUCUCGAAUUUUUCAACUCAAGUGAUAUUCACACAAGAUACCAUCAAGAUACCCCAAUUCUAUGUUUCCUCCACUAAUAGCGUUUCUACUUGGCAACUAGUACUACCUAAACCAUGGAGAAAUUCAAGAAGAUCAUUUCCCAUCACAAGAAAUCAGACGAUGGGAGUCUUUACGAGAAUGGCGAGCGCCUGAGUGAUGAAGGAAGCCAUCCCCGUGAUUAUGUCGAAAGAGACAAUGCGUCUGGCACUGGGAAUCGAUUCACCACUGGGGAGGGCAAUACUUCGAGACACUUAGACUCGGGUAAGAAUACUACCACCGGAACCAGUACCACCAGGCCUCAAAACACUGGUGUCUCAUCAGGAACAACGACGUCUGAAACAUAUCCGGCCCAAGUAGCUGGCUCUGGUGCUGGAGAGGGAGGCAAGCUUAGCUCCAGCACUGGUGCCACUACCACUUCGACAAGUAAGCACACCGGCAAUAAUCGUCUUGGCCGUGAACCUUCUGAAGGAGGAACAGCCGGUGGCGGAUAUCUCCACCGGCAAAAUACGCGUGAGAACCUUAGAAAGGAUGCUGGAUACGACACGAAUUCUACAAGCCAGUCCUCAGGACAGCACAUCGGGAAAGAUGCUACCACUGCAGGAACUAUCGGGACAACUGCAGGUGGGGUUCACGAUCACUACAAAACAGGGCGUCCGACCCCAAUCUUCACUGAUAUUGGGGGACCCCAUAAAACGUACACUGCCAACAGACUGGAUCCAUCGAUCGAUACAUCCGGCAAGGUUGAGCUCGAGGAUGCUCACCACCACUCGCCCACACAUGGUGGUGGGGACAAAUCUGCGGAUGAAUUUCAUCACCUCAAAAGUGAUACUCCUGUUAGUGUGAGCAGAGGUGGUAGUCUUGCUGGGAGUGAACGCAGCAGCAAGCGAGACCUCGGUGUUGCGUCAACCACAGGAAUCUCUACCACCACUAGCAAGGGUAGUACACCAGAUAUUCUUGACACCACGGGCACUUAUGCCACAACUGGUUAUAAUGCUACAGGCACCCAUAAAACAACCAGCUCAUCCGACAAAGAUCUAGGUAUAGAUAGAGCUACUAGCACUAGUAAUGCUGGUCUCGCCGAGCCUGAACUUCGCAAGCCUGAAUCUGAACGAGCAACUGGCGUUGCCUCAACCACUGGCGAAUCUGGCCGCCACGUGGGAAGUGAGACAGCAGGAAGUACAGGCAGAGCUAGUUCUGCAGAGCAUGAGUACAAGAAGCUUGAAAAGGGUGAUAGUGCAUCGACCGGGCCAGCUCCCCACACGGCAGGGCCGCAUAAGCACGAUUGGAUGAAUAAGCUCGACCCUAGGGUGCAUUCCAAACUAGAACCCGAACAAACAACCAGCAGUGGGGCAUCAGCAGAUAAGACCACAUCUGGCACAAGUUACAGAAAAGAUAGCGAUUACGCAGGGGAUUCCGACGGUGCUAGCGGUACUGGGUAUGAGGCUGAUAAACAUCGACACAAGAAGACAGACUCUGGAGUUGCAGGGAUUUCACCCAGUGACAAUAAGGCAAACUCGACACUAGAAAGUGGCCGAUCAAAGGAACAGAGCUAUAGCAGAGAUGCGGCCGCGGUUGGAGGUGGGGGAGAGUACGAGAAUGACAAGCCGCAGCGUGUUUUCCCGUUAACAGGAAAGCCAGCCACAUCCGAGGACUAUAAAUCAAGUACCACCGAUCUCCCAGUUCGGACUGGUCAUGAUAAUUAUGGACGUGAUGCAACAGGAGGAGCCGGCGGGGUUGGAGUCGCUGAUUAUGGAUAUAACAAGCAUGAAGGCGUUGGCUCUUCAGGGGCCGAUCCCGUUAGUGGUCCCGGCCAUGAACAGCGCAAGCACCAAGGCAAAGAGGAGCCGUACGUCCUGAAAAAUAGCUACCCCAACGAAUCCAAGACCGCGAGCGACGAAUCUGGAAAACCAAUCUCUGGUACGACCGACAAGUAUGGAAAAGAAGAUCUGAGUAGCGACUUCAAGGACACCAGUCCUACCGGCGCACAGGACUUUCUCAAACAGGAAUCCCGAAACCUGGGUACAACGGUACUGAAUCAUGACGGUCUCAAGAAGUUGUAAGGAGGAGG
Molecule: messenger RNA, 2116 nt
Organism: Amorphotheca resinae ATCC 22711
Lineage: Eukaryota; Fungi; Ascomycota; Leotiomycetes; Helotiales; Amorphothecaceae
Exons: 5
Coding region: 123-2108 (661 amino acids)
Source: RefSeq, a predicted model, not a curated record